Molecule: messenger RNA, 717 nt
Organism: Guillardia theta CCMP2712
Lineage: Eukaryota; Cryptophyceae; Pyrenomonadales; Geminigeraceae
Exons: 1
Coding region: 1-717 (238 amino acids)
Source: RefSeq, a predicted model, not a curated record
AUGAAAGAUCCUUUGGCAUAUUUUCCAUUUAAGAAGGCAGGUAAAGGUCUCAAUUGGUUGCCAACUGGGCUAGAGGCUAUCAAGGACCUCGCCGAUGAUGGAGGUAACGAGCAGGAAGGAAGGGACCUUCAGCGGCAGCUGGAGCUCGCAGAGGCCAAUCGUUUGACCAACAAGAUGAUUCCACCAGCCCAGGUGCAAUUGAGCCGUAGCUUGACGGCGAGCAGAUCACCGCGAUGCCUUCGAUUUGACGACGAGCCAACUGUGAAUAUCCCCGAGCACGAGGAGAUGAAGAGAAUAAUGGCGAAGAGGAACCGCCGAGGGUCCAGGGACAUCGCUCGUUUUGAGGUAGAAGGCGGAGGCGACCGAGUUUUACCUGCAUCACCUGCUGCACAUCACACCAAUCACGUCUUUUCAUUGUUGGAUGCAAUCGCUGGAGGUGCGGUCGACACGUGGAACUCAUCGCCUAUCGCAUCCAUGCUAUCCCCGAAAGACGACAAGAGUUUGAACACGAUGGAAGAGAAGUUUAAUGACGCAAUCAACCGUCGCAAUGUCCAAGAUAGACAGAGGCAGGACAUUUCAAGUCCCACGGGUAGUUUUGCGCUGGAAAGAAUCUUUACAGCAGAGGCUGAGCAGCCAGCAAAGACUUUGGUGCAGCUGAACAAUCCCAGUCGGUUUGGGGUGGCCUCACCUAAGUCUUCAAAGGAAUGGAGUUUUUGA